Messenger RNA from Sphaeroforma arctica JP610, 162 nucleotides. RefSeq lists its product as hypothetical. NCBI's taxonomy places the organism in Eukaryota, Ichthyosporea, Ichthyophonida. The transcript has a single exon. The record is from RefSeq and is a predicted model, not a curated record. The annotation marks the transcript as partial. Gene Ontology annotation, biological process: regulation of alternative mRNA splicing, via spliceosome.
AUGAAUAAGAACAACCGCAAACAGGUGGAUCAAUCUCUUGAUGCCGUGCUUGGGGUGGAUCCCAGUGCGUUCGCAUACGAUGAAGUGUAUGACGACAUGCAGGCCACUAAGGCAAAGGCCAUGGGCGAGAAAACGAAGGACAGGAAAGCCGCCAAAGCCAAG